This is a messenger RNA of Emericellopsis atlantica, 2010 nucleotides long. RefSeq lists its product as uncharacterized. NCBI's taxonomy places the organism in Eukaryota, Fungi, Ascomycota, Sordariomycetes, Hypocreales, Bionectriaceae. The coding region runs from base 97 to 1689 and encodes 530 amino acids. The transcript has 2 exons. The record is from RefSeq and is a predicted model, not a curated record.
UCCACCACAGGCCUGAAAUUAGUGACAAAGUCCCCGAAUUCGGCCCCCUUUUAGCAUUGACAUCUGUCGCCUCACGGUCAUGACCUGCACCACACCAUGGACAAGCUCCCAUCCGAGAUCAUCGACCUCAUCCUCGACCAAUGCCUUAUCCAGCUCACCCGCAACAAUGUCCUCGAGUUCCGCCUCGUCUGCCGGGCGUUCGACUGCCAUCUCAAGCGAUGGGGUUGCUACAACCUCACCCUCGACUACUGGCGCAUGAUGGACCGGCGGCCCCAGAUCGAAGCCCUCCAGACGAUAGGCUACCACUGCCGGAGCCUGCUCCUGGACUUUGUUGUCCUGCGCGAUGAAAGGGAACUCUACUUCAACGAGCAGCUCUUCCACCACGACCCCGCCAUGGCCGAGUUCUGCGAGACGCUGCAGCACAAGUUCGCCAUGCACGAGGACACCUUUACCGAGUCGGACUUCCUGGACAACCUCGGCCAGGUCCUCUUCUACUGCCGCUCGACCCGCAUGCUCCGACUCGCCCUGCCGUUCCAGGUGAUCCCAGGGCGCACCGAGACGGCGACCAGGAUCCUCGCCAACACAUUCAAGGCCCUGGCGGACAGGCCGGAGGAAGGCUCGGCGCCCCUCGAGGUGCUCGUGAUGGAUCUGGUCCGCGACAUAUCGCUCUGUCAAAUAUGGACGAACCCCAGUGACAUUGCCAACGUGUUCACCGUCAUGGCGAAAGUGAAGAACCUGGUCAUCAGCUACCGCCAGGUCGAGACGCUGUCCGAGGUCGCGCUGGUGUUUGGUGCCUCCAUAUGGUCCGUCGCGGGCAGCUCCAGUUGCCUGGAAACGCUGUGCCUGAUCGGCAACCAGCACACGACGAAUUCGCCGCCCAACAGGACGUGGACCAACGGCGUGGACACCACGCCCGACCAGUGGAGCUGCAAGACGCUCCCUCGGAUCAAGUUCCAAGCAGGGCCCUGGACUAGCCUGAGGUGCCUGGAGUUGAGGUCGAUGAACGUGAGCCCCGAGGUCAUGGUCCAGUUGGGCGACGAAAUGGGCGACACGCUGCAGGAGCUGUAUCUGAGUGACGUCUGGCUCAUGGUGGAUGGGUUGCGCGCCCAUGGCGAGGACGACGCGUGGCUCAACGACUUGGCGCUCUGGGUCGGCCACCCGGAUCGACGGCCGCCUGAGCAUGCCAGCUGGAUCGCCAUGGAGCUGCGCAGCAGGAUGACGGCUCUGCGGAUCUGCCGCGCCUCCUCCCUAGGCUACGAGACCUAUGUGGACAGCGAUCGCGACAGACUGGCGAAUUUCGACCUCCGAGAUCCCUGCGGGCUGGGCCGCACGCUCGCGCAGCGCUUCGUCGAAGUCGUCACGGGCUGCGAAGGUCCUCCGGACAAGGAGACCGGGGAACCCGUCAAGUACCUCCCACCCGACUCCUGGCACGACCACCUGCUCCACGAGACCAGGCCGCGCCCGUCGCAGGUCGUCGAGUACGACACGACGGCGUACCAUCUGUCUGUCGCGAAUCCAACCUCGGUGUGGCUGGAUCGGGGCAUGCACGAGUUCUUCCCGGACAAAACCGAGGCGAGCGCCCAGAUGGUGGACCGCUUUACGACGACCUUUGCGAAAGGCAUGCAAGAGCUGAGGAUGAGACUGUUGUCACAGGCGAGUCAGGGGCUGCAGCGCGAGGUAGAGGAGUGAGUGAGGAGUUGAUGGACAACCCGACAAAUGAUACCCACAAUGCAUAGCAUGGCUUUGAGCACGUCUUUUUGGAAGAUGACAUUGGCCGCGAUGGUUCACGUUGCUCUGUACUGAUAGAUGCAUGGCCCUUUUCUUUGGGCGACUUGAUUCAUUGAUAGGAUGUCCCUUCUGUGGGAUCCCUCCCCCGACAGAAACGGGGAUAUCUAUCUAUCUAUUCUUCAUGUGCGCGAGGAUCUUCCUCCCCCACACUCACUCCAGUGCACUCUUAUUGCGCGCUGCCGUUCCCGUUCUUCUGGCCCCCCACGGCCCUCUCGACGGCUC